This is a messenger RNA of Mytilus trossulus (common blue mussel), 8298 nucleotides long. Its product is annotated as muscleblind-like protein 2a. The transcript is spliced from 12 exons. Lineage: Eukaryota; Metazoa; Mollusca; Bivalvia; Mytilida; Mytilidae. The coding region runs from base 614 to 2122 and encodes 502 amino acids. Gene Ontology annotation, cellular component: nucleus. Gene Ontology annotation, molecular function: RNA binding; metal ion binding. Gene Ontology annotation, biological process: regulation of RNA splicing. The record is from RefSeq and is a predicted model, not a curated record.
AACAGGAAAUAUAAACUGAAGAUAAGGGGUGAAAUAAAGUGUUUAUUUAGUCGCUUGAUAUUUACCUUGUCAAUAAAUGGGGAGUGGUGUAUAGUGAGAUGAGCGGGAUAAAAAUGUAAAUUACAGGGUCAUACUUUUUUUUUUAAAUCUCAAUGAAUCUAUAUCAGUUACGGAAGCCAUUUUGUUUCUGAGGGAUUUUCCGAUAGAAGAAAUUUCCCGAUAGAUACAGGAUUUAGUGUGUUGUUGCGUUUUAAGAAAUGGAUGUUAACAAUGACAGGAUGUUGAUAUAUUGUCACAGGUGAAAUUCAAGAAAAGCAAGUAGUUUUUGGAGGAAGAACGACAUCAUAUCAUAAAGUACAGUCAUUACCAUAGCAACAUACAACAGUCAUCACCAUAGAAACCAUAAAGGAUAAUAUUGAUUAAGAAACCCAUGUAACCUGUGAUUGUGUAAAACAAGUGGAUUUAUUUGUGAUCAAUUUUACAAAGUUUUUUAUUAUUAAGUGUUGAAAGUUUUUAUGAUAUUUGUUUGUGAAAGUUUACCCUAAGUCUUUCAGAGUUAUUUUCUACAAAGAAAGUUACUUUUUACAUAAAAGUUAAGUCCUAUUAAAUUGUUAUGGCCAUGGUGAACAAUGCAGUGGUGAACUUAGCUGGUGUAAGCCAAAUGGGCACCAUGCUCCCAAAUAAUGUUAAAGACUCACGAUGGUUGACGUUAGAAGUUUGCCGUGAGUUCCAGCGGAACAAAUGUACACGACCAGACACAGAAUGCAAGUUCGCUCACCCACCACCACAUGUUGAGGUUCAAAAUGGCAGAGUCACAGCCUGCUUUGACUCAAUAAAGGGCAAAUGUCAGAGGAAAGAUCCUCCCUGUAAAUAUCUUCACCCACCACAACAUUUGAGGGAACAGUUAUUACAGAAUGGAAGAAAUAAUUUAAUUCUAAAAAACCUACAAAUGCAAGCUGCAAUGCAACCAAUAAUGUAUAGUCCAGCUGGGAUGGCAGCAGGCAGUAAACCUUUGGCACCUUACCACACCAUACUACAGGGCCAGACUUUACCUUUUUUGCAACCACAGUAUGUAGGUCAGCCGAUGGCACAGCCACAGUCAGCCAUGCAGUUUAAUCCUUAUUCAGUCGGAGUAUGUGCUAUCCCAACUAGUAUGGCAUCUGACGGAAGUUUAAUAUCUCAACAGUUACAAAACGUCAUUCCAACCCCUAUUACAACGUUAGCAUCACAACAGAAGUUACAACGGGCAGAUCGGCUUGAGGUAUGUCGAGAAUUUCAAAGGGGAACAUGCACACGACAACCAAACGAGUGUCGUUAUGCACAUCCUCCGGAAAAUGUAACAGUAGACACGACUGACAACUUGGUUACAGUGUGUAUGGAUCACGUUAAGGGAAAGUGUACACGGGAAUCGUGUAAAUAUUUCCAUCCUCCUUCGCACCUGCAGGCUCAGAUAAAAGCUGCUCAGCAACGAGCUAACACAGCUGCUGUGCAAACUCAAGCUCUGCCGCAAGUUGUAGAGGUCAUUCAAGGGAAGAAGCGACCUCGAGACCCAACUGAUGAUCUUGUUCUGCAAAACUCCAUGCCUACGAUGAUUCCAUACAAGAGAGUAGCGAUCGCUGAUGGAAAGAGUCCAGUACCUACCAUGUAUCAACAACCUAUGAAUAUUGCAGCGUACCAGCAGGCUAUAGCAGCCAUGCAAGGACAACAGUACUUUCCACUAGCUUACAGCAAAGCUGGUCCAAUGAAUGGAGCACAGAUUUACCAGCCUACUUUCUCCACUAUGCAGAUGCAACAGGCUCCAGUAACAAUGCCACUGGUAGUAAACCCUGCUGAAGCUGGCGCCGCCCUGGUGACAGCCCCUGCGACCUUGAUACCUACUAACGCACAAAGCGUAAAUUACUUUGACCAGAAUGGACAGUUACUGGACAGCCUCCCAGCAUGCCGAGAUUUUAGGUUAGGCCAAUGUCAAAGGCCAACAUGCAAGUAUGUGCAUGUACUUGAAGAAUAUGUUGAAGUUGGUGAUGGAAAAGUUACAGUCUGUCGUGAUUCUGUCAGAGGAAAAUGCACACGACCCAUGUGCAAAUAUUAUCAUAUUCCUGUAGAACUUCCACCUGCAAAAUGACAGUGAAAGUUUCUUCCAAACAUCUAAGUGAUGUCCAAUCUGUCUUUAUUAUGUUUUAAUUGACUAUGAUUCCUGCCAUUGGAUAAAGAGUUGAAUUGACUUGUUAUACAUUUUAACACAAGUGGCCAUUUCAUUAGAAAGGUGCUAUUUAGAUAAUUCUUUAUUGUUUGUCUCCGGUGACACACAAGUUAAUGGUUGCCAUAUUAUUUUCAGACACAUUCAACUACUUUGCCAAUGCUGAAUUAAAAUAAUUUUCCCGUGAUGUAUGGAAAUAGUAAUUAACAUAUUUGUUCAACUGUGCCAUGUUUAGUUCUCCACACACGUACACAAUUUUGCUCAAACCUUCUAUACAGUUUGAUAAUGUGUUCAGUAAGAUCUAUCGGCUUGCAAGCCUUAGCUAAUUCAUACUACGCAAGUUUUUUAUAACAAGUAAGGGUUAGUUACGCAUCUCUACACAAUUGUUACAUAGCCAUGCAGGAUAAUAUAAAUAGAAAAAUAUUCAGUCACCAUUGUUUGGCUAUAAAAAAAUAAGUUUGUGUGUUAAACAUUUCAAGACUGGGUUUUAUGUUCUUAACACAUGUAAAGAAGGGAUAAAAUCAAUAAACCCACAUUGAAGAAAUAAACAAAUUUACAUAAAUUGUACAAAACUAUUAUAACCAUAUUUGUAACAAACAAUGGUGAGUGACCUACUUUUUUAUCUAAUGUGCGAUAGUGAGCUAAUUUAUCAAGGAAAGUCCAAUGCUUCAACAUAUGUCUUCAUCACAAACUGCUAGCAAAUUUCUGCUAUCAGCUUUGUGUUAUUAUUUUUCUACUUUGUUAAUGAGUUACUUUAGUUUGAAUAUUUUGACCUUCACAUCUCUAUUUUAGAACAAUAGACUAGUUCUACAUGGAAUAGUUCAUUGUUUUAAAAUAAAGAUUGGAGAAUUGUUGUAAAUUAUAUUUUUUGAUGAAAAUGGUGCAAUCAUAAAAAUGCACAUUAAAAUAAAGUCAUUUAACAUUACCAACCCUUAAAAUAUAACAAUAUCCAGUUUGUUACAUUCAGACUUAAUUGAUUUUGAUAGCUUGUAAGCAAUCAAAGGACUUUGAAAGGCAUAUAUUCAGUCAAACCUUAUAUCCAGUUUACCUACACGCUGAUAAUUUCUAUGAAAUUCCCUCCCAUCUGUACGUAAAAAGGAAGUUACUAUUUUGUUUUUGAUAGAUUGAUUAUUUGUUUUAUUUUUGACGCUGUUCUGUUAAAUGACUUUAUUGUGUUAUUAUUUGAUAUGAACAAGUUUUGUUUGAAUGUUUUUAAUGAAAUGUGCCAUAUAAUGAAAUGUUUUUUGGUCCUCGUGUGACUUACAACCUACAACCAAUUUCAACCAUUUUUCUGACUUCUUUACAAUAUUUUAUUUUUGUGUUUUGUGGUGGUAGACAUGUACAAUGUAUAGUGCUAAUUUCUAAAGGUGUAAAUAUAUUCAUUACGAGUUGUACAGUGUAUCUUCCUUUUAUUUUAUACAGAUACAAAAAUUAUUUCUAAACACAAGUCUUUUUAUAAGUAAUUUAUUAAUGCCUACGAUGAUGUUAUUUACUACAAAGUGAUUUUAAUGAAUCUUCUAUAUUUUCUUAAGAAUUCAUACACAAUUUAGGAUUUUAAUAUUUGGAUUUUAGCUUUGUACUUCUUAUUGUAAAAAUUUACUAGUUUAGAAAAAGAAACUAAUUUUAUAAAGAUGCUUGAAAGCUUCUCUUUCAUAGUAAAUUUUCUAUGCAAAAUUAGCAAACUGUAGGUUUGUUCAUUGGUGAACAAUAAGUUUAUUUUUAUCCCCUCCCAAAUGAAAAAAAAAGACAAGUUCCAUUCUUUUUGUUAUCUUUAUGCCAAAUUAUCUAAUUAAUUUUGGUCGAAAAUUUAUUUAAAGAAAAUAUUGUUACUUAUUUCCUGUAAUGGAUAAAUUUUGUCUCAGUCAUUUUCCCCCCAAAAUAUUGUCUCUAGCAAAAAAGAAUUAUUUCAAGUUUUUUGAGUGUUGUCCAUUUGUUAACUUUUUAAAAUCUAUUUGCAUAUACUUUCUUAGGAAUAUAUAGUGCUGUACUUGCUGAAAAUUUUCUGAUGACUUUUUUUAUAUCGAAGUGCCAUAAAUAUGUCUUAGUCUUCAGUUCUAUGAACAUUUACAAAAAUAUGUCUAUUUAAAGUGGUUUUUUUUAGUUUGCCAAAUCUUAUAUUUAAAUCAUGAUCUCUUAUUAAAGGUAUCUCUAGAAAAUGAAAUGAAGAAAAUAGAAAUGUUUAAGAAGUUCAAAAUAGUUACAUCAAAUUUUCCAGUAAAUUGUAAACUUAAUAUUUUAUUAAAAAUUUAUUGAAACUUAUAUUUUUUAUUUCCAAUUUUUUAGAAUUUUAAAUAUACUGCAAUUAUUUAAAAAAAAAAUCAUUUUAUUUUGAAAUGAUUAUUUUUUUUCUCAUCUAUUUCAUUGAUGCCAUAUCAACUUGUUACUUUCUCAAUUGUUUACAUGACAAACUGUUAAAAUUAUUUGUGAUAUUAUAAUGUUAGUGUGUAGUUUUAGUCAUUUGUUAACAGUGGUUUUAAUAAGUGUCAUCUUUUUUUCAUUAUUUUUAAAUCCAAUCUCUGCUAUUUUUUUUAAAUAUUAAAUGAGACAUAACACAGUUAACAUUAAAACCAAAGUCUUUCUACCCCUAUACUACGCAAGUUAACUAAUGUGUUCUGUCUUUUAGUUGGUGCUUUGUUACAAAUUUUUCAUUUCUAUUUUAUUUUUGUCUUUGUUAGAUGCAUUUAAAAUGUGUCUUUACAAUUUAAUUUGCCAGAAGAACACCCAUGUUUCAAAAGAUUAUAAUAUGAUUUCAAUUUUGAAAAUAAGAAAAUUAAUAAAUUGAUAAUGCAGUUUUAAUUUCAUACAAAAAAUUACUUUUGAAUAAUUUGAUAGAAAUUUUGAUUUAAAAAUGAAUUUAAAACAUUAAAAUUAAAACUGCAUGUUUAAAGUAAGAACAGCCUUGAAAUAAGUUGUGUCUCUCCUACCAGCAUAUUUUUAAAUUUUUAUUUUUUUUAUUCCCAAGCAGAGAUUGGAUAUUUCAUUUGUAUAAAACAAACUUGUUGAAUGAUCACAUUAUAUUAGUCUAAAACGCUGUGUGUUAAACACGCAGCAGGGAAUGUGUUCUUUGUUGUAUGAAUGUUACCAUAAUUAUUAUGACAUGUAUAUAUAUUUUUUGAUUACUCCAAUUCAUGCAUUGAUUAUAUGGAUAGAAAAAAAAGGAACAUCAAAUGUUCUCUUUCAAGAUAUUUUGGUGUAAAAUUAUAGAGAUUUUGUCUUGGGCAAAGUUUUUUAUAUAAGAAAUCCGAGAAGUCUAAGCUUGCAUACCAGUAGUGUGAAACAAUUAACGGUAUGAACCAUUAUAAAUGUAAAUGGCUUUGUUUGCUUAAGUGUGAACAAUUGAGGUGCGAUUAUCUAUGUUGGAACAAGAUUGAAAUGAAUUGUGUAUAAUUUUUUCAAAAUUCAAAUUUUUAGAAAUAAAGAUUUAAAGUGUUUGAUUUGUACAGCAAAAUCACAAAAAAAUUAGAAUAAAUUAAUAUUAUUGCAGGAAUUAUUGUAAACAUAAUUGUUCCUGUCAAAAUUUGUUCUUGCAUAGAUAAAAUCUCAAUUGUUCAAAGAACUGUCAAACAGUUCUCUCAGCAAGUGCCCAUCAGUAUAUUUAGCAGCUGCUUCUGAAAAUGAAAUUUUAAUUGUGUGUUGUAAUAGUUGGUCAUCCAAUCAGAUUUGCUGUUUCAAAACGAAAAGAAUUGAAGCAGUCUGAAAGAUGGCAGGCCAUUGGAUUUUAGAAUUACAUCUAGGUGGAUAAAUCUGAUUGGAUUGUCAAUAGCUAACUAAAAUUGAUUCAAAGAAUGUGAAAAUAUCUUGGAAGAAUUAUCAAUACUUGUUGUUAGGAAUAAUUAUUCACGGCUUGAUUUUUAACAACUUAAAUGGUAAAUUAUGCAUGCCUUGUAGUUCAUAUCAGCAGCCAUCAUAUUAUAUAUCUUUGUCAGCCGGUGAUGGUUUUAUUUGAACUCACAAAAACAACAUCAUUUAUUAUUUACAUAAUGAUUUUGUGCUAAUUUUGCACAGAUCCACUUACAGAGCUAUAACAUGUAGAAUUGCUUAAGCUUAUUUGCUAUAAAUGCGUCCAUAAGGACAUCAUGUUGCUUACAGUGUGUUGUUUGCUUUAGCUUGUAAAGGACUCUGAAAGAGAAGCAUAAAUAAAUAUAUGAUUUAGAAUAUAACCAUUAUACAUACUAGUAAACUGUGUUGUGCUCUUUUUCUGCAUGAUCUCACUUCCUUUGUCCUUUUGCAGUGAGCUCCGGCUCAAGGUUUUAGAGUGUUCUUAUAUUUACACCUAGCAAGAAUUUCCAGCAGACACAUCAUCUUUAGAUGUAUUGUGUCAAUAUAUGCCUUUAAAGCAGCAGUCUUGGUAUUCGAACAAAAGGCAUAUGUAGUGAUAACUAACUGCCUUUAAUAUAGAGUUUUUUUUCAAUGAAAUAUAAUGUUUGUAUGCAGAAUUUACCCUGGCAAUUUAAAACGCUGCUAAAUAUUGGAAAACAGUCACUUUUUAAACCAACUUUAUUCAAAGCCAGCCAUAUUUUAUAUCUCUGGAUUAAAAUUAAAAUGAAACAACCAAUGGCAAGAACAUUUGUUCAAACAACGAUGUUACCUUGUUUGAAACAUGAUUGAAAAUUAUCAAAAAUAACAUAAAAACAAAAGAUUCUAUGAUAAAGCAUUGGUUUCGCUUUGAUAGGCAUUUAAGAAUAUGUGUUCAAGUUAAUAGAAAAAAGGAAUAUAUUUAUAUAUAUUUAUGGCCUGGCCCACAGACCAACACCAGAUAUGCAUUUAUAUAAUGCCUUUUGUUUGAAUACCAUCAGUUCUUUUCUCUGUUCAUUAACUUAGAAUGUGGAAAGCUUUGGAACAAAUGGUGUAGAUUUCCUGUUUAAAACAGUAGCUGGUGCAAUGUGUGUGUCGGUUUGUUGGUAAUAACAUUAUUUGCAAGUCACAAUUUGAAGACACAUUGACUAAAAAUUGGUCUUCUUAGAUUUGGUGCUAAGUUUCAUGUGUGUAUUUCUACAAAUGUUCGGAAAAGACCCGGUGUCCAUGUUCAAAUUCAUAAAUUUGUAUAAUAUAUUUCCUUUUAUAAAAAGAGUCAUAAUAAAAUUUAGUUCGCACAUUAGUUACAGAUAGUCUUUGGACAGAUUGUAUGCUGGAUAAAUCCAGUGUUUCCCUUCUUUACUGAAGGUAAAGUAGCCCCAAGACCCCUGAGCUACAAGUUUCUACGAACAGUACAGAGUAAUAUUGCACUGUGAAAGGAAAGUUUGCGGUGGCACUUAGAAGGUACUUUGGGAAAUGCUUAUUUUUUUUCUUGUAACUUGCUGCUGGCGCGCAGAAAAGCUUUUAAAGAUUUGCUUUUAAUACCAGCUAUGUAUUACAUGCAUUUAUGUUAAAACAUUUUGCUCACUCUCAAUUGAUACUUCUGGCAGUGUCGCCUAAAUUAAUCUUGCCAAGUUUAUAAUCACGUGUUCAUCAGUAGAGGGCCCACCGAUUAGCUUGUAGUGGUGCUAUUUUAUUGGUUCAGUAGCUUAAAGAUAUUUUGUAAAAAUCUUCAAUAUUCCAAAAUGAUCUCAGAAGUUUUAUAUCUUUAUUUGUUUAGUUGAAUCUCUAUGUUUUUAUGUUCAGUUCCCAAAAUAUUUCCUGGGUGCCAACGGAGGAAGAAAAUUUGUGAAUAUCUACAGUCUGGAGGCUAGCAAACAAGGACAAUGCCACGCUUAAAAGGCUUACACCUGCAACCAAUCAAAUGUAGGAUUGGCAAUUAGCCCUGGAUAGUUGAAUGUUUACCCAGCAUGCAUUUCAGUAGGUUGCACUUGACAUGCUGGCACCUUUCUGUUGUAGAUGUUUUUGUAAGACCAAAGACGUGUCUUCCAGUGUACUUGUCAAAGACCCGAGUCAGACUCGGUAUUUUUUCGUUGUUAAUUUAUCUGAAUCAUUGUUUAUGAUUUUUGUUAAGAUUAUUGUGUACAUAAUUAUUUUGGUUAAUGGAUAUCUUUUUUUAAUUAAACCAAAACGGUAGUGAUUAAUUUUUCACUUUUCAUUUUUUUUCACGGAAGAUUUUCCAAAUCGUCACCAAGUGAUGUACAAAUUUAAUCGUUCUUAAUAUAUAAAAUUUAAAGUGAUUUAAA